Prorocentrum cordatum is the source of this 2147-nucleotide messenger RNA. NCBI's taxonomy places the organism in Eukaryota, Dinophyceae, Prorocentrales, Prorocentraceae. The record is from the annotation of a GenBank genome assembly.
AUGGCGGCGCCACGUAUGGUUGCCAAUGAGGCAGUCCUGACUAAGGAUUACACCACCGCGUUCCUACAUGCCCACAGUCGUGCGAAGCUUCCGUUGGACGAGAUGCUGGGUUCCCUCAAGGCCGCGCCCUAUCAGAUUAGUCCCGAUGAUCUCGCAAGGGGCUCCCCUCUAAUUGAGGAGCUCUUAAGCAUUGGAUUGAAAAACGGUGUUAUCUACCCGUCACGUUUCGAACAAGGUCUUCGGGAUGCCAUCCUCGAGAACCGUAGUGCCAUGAAGGCCGAGGGUCAGAGCGCCGAGCUCAAGAUCAUCCAGAUACGCACGCACGUGUCUAACCUCUUGACUCAGCUGCGGAACUGGAAAAGGGAGACGACGGGAGUGUAUACCAAGAAGGUAACUAAGACAGCUGGCUUGAAGAGAAAGGCCAGCUCGGCCCAGCAGGUUUUGAUCAACACUUUGGUGUCGAAGCUUGACUGGUCAUCGGAGGAGAAUGCCAGCCGCGCAACGUCUGUCGAGCCAGCAGGGAGUCGUGCAUCGUCCCCCGAACCGCCCCCAGGAACGGAGGCCACCAGGAUCCAUCAAUCCUUGCGUGGCGAGUCGUCAUCUGGUCUCCCUCUGUGCUUCCAGAAGUACCUUGAGAACCUGCGUGCGGACUCGCGUGACCACUUGUACUACGCCAGCCUCCACGUGACGAUCCCCGUGGCGAUCCCCUUGGCGAACACUCAGGCGAGCCCCGUUCCUGAGACGCCCCCCGCGAUGGAGACGCCCCACAAGGCAGCCGACGUGACGGUCGGCGCGGCGGCAGAUGUUUCGAAACUCACGCCGAUUCUCGACGCUAAGACCCGCAAGGACAACGUAUUGACCAGCCGCUAUGGUGGCGAUGACAAGGACCCACUGCUGCAGGAUCUCAAGUUGUCGGGCCCCACGAACGAGGCGAACCCGAGGUGCGAGUUCGUAGCGAAAAAUGUUUCGACUGGCAAGCGUGUCCACGUUCUCACAGUGAACAGGAACCGAGAUGGUAGGAAAUUUGCUUCUGCUGCAAAGAAGUUCAAAGCGUUCUACGUCAAUGUCGAGGGUGCCGACCCCAAGAAGCCCGAGGAGCCCAGGGGGUGGACUGCGAAGGCUCAGAGAUCGUCGAAGUCGGCCACUCCAGCCAUCGAGGACGGGCACGCGGGCGAUGCGGCUACGGAGCUGGACGUCUCGCCCAACACGCGCCAGCAGCGCUGCGUCUUCGAGGGCAUGUUGCCGACCCUGUCCAAGGAGGUCCGCGACAAGUGGGAGGAGCUAUCGUCGAAGAAGGGCGUGAAGGGCAUCCAGCAGCUGAAGAACGCCUUGCGCAACAGCGUGGUGCACAAGGACGCGACCUACGAGCUGAGCACCAGCAACCUGAGGGACGUCAAAGCCACCGACUUCCUCAACGUGACCAAGACCGUCACGCAAAGCCGCAGUGAGACUGGGAUGACCCACAGUGCGCUCGAGGCGAAGUUCCACUUCAACGGGGCCAAGUUGCAGGCUGCCAAGGACCGCGGCGACGUCUGGCACGAGACGGACAGCGACGGGGACGAGAUGUGGUACGAGAAGAAGAAGAUCAGGAGCGUUACCGACGCAGUGGAGAAGAAGAGCGAGUUCAAGAAGGACCACUCCAUGAAGGACAUGGCCGAGCUCAAGCAGAUGAUCCAGGACAGCUGCGCGACCAACAAGGCCUGGCUCCAGAAGGCCAUCGGGCGCGGCAAGAAGGGCAGUGGGCCAUCUUCGUCUCGGGCGGCUCCGUCGACCAAGGGCGUCGUCACCUACGAGACGAUGCAGGUCAUGCAGGGCGCCUGGGACGCCAGCACCCAGCUCACCGCUGAUGCAGGCUUGCUCGCGCAGCGCAUCAAGCGCGACCGCACCGAGAGCCAGAUCAACCACGAGAGGGCCGACAACGUGAUGCAGUUGCUGAAGGACUGUGUGCAACCAUCCAGCGUGCUGCUCGCGAACCUCGGGAAGCCGAUGACCAGCCUCGACUUGACCGAGUGCGAGGAUAACUUGAAGGAGUGUGCUAAAUUGUUCUUGCUGUUGGAGCAGGCGCACCAGGAGUUGAUCAUGUCCUCGGGUCUCAGCAAGAAGGACAAAAAGAAGACGUCCGCCAGGCUCGCCGAGAUCAAGAAUAA